This is a messenger RNA of Falco peregrinus (peregrine falcon), 742 nucleotides long. Its product is annotated as TRAF-type zinc finger domain-containing protein 1-like. The transcript has 4 exons. The record is from RefSeq and is a predicted model, not a curated record. Bases 305 to 742 code for a protein of 145 amino acids. NCBI's taxonomy places the organism in Eukaryota, Metazoa, Chordata, Aves, Falconiformes, Falconidae.
CUUUGCAUGCUAUAGGCGUUAAUAUCCCACCUAUGAAGGAACGUGGAGGCCUGGCUGGGCUUGCCUUGCUCUUUAGUUACUCGGUUCUCUAAACCAUGAAUUCAUCAAAAGCUUUCUUAGGAUUUUUGUGCUGUGAAAAACUGCUUGCAACUGUGGUCAGUGUUAUUUUCUGCAAAGUAACCUCUGUGAUGUUUCUCAUAGCAACAAGGAUAUUCCUGCCUCUAAUUUCACGAUUCAUGAAGUCCACUGCAGCAGAUUUCUUGCAGCGUGCCAGUACUGCGAGGUUUACAUCCCAAUUUCGGAAAUGAAGAACCAUUUUGCAUCUGAGCACGUGGAGGUUACCUGCGAGUGUGGGAUGAAGAUGGAAAAACAACACUUGGAGGACCACAAGGCGUUUGUGUGCCUUCUGCGACUUGUCCUCUGCCCUUACUGCGAAAUACAGCUGCCUUUGAGAGCCAUGGUUGACCAUGAACUUUACUGCAGCACACGGACGGAGGAAUGCGAAAACUGCCACCGCUACAUACUGGUGCGAGACCUGAAAGAACAUCCUCGGGUCUGCGGGCUAGUGGGGGUACAAACCCGAGGAAGUGCACCGUCUGACUUUGAGGAUGAGGAUGCACAUUUGCAAGACCUCCGGCACAGUGGAAGAGAAUCAGGAACAGAUGACGAGCCCGUCACCCUGCCGUGUCAAAGUUGUGGCUUGCGGUACCCUAUCUAUGAGCGGAUGGAUCACGAGGUUUAG